Messenger RNA from Stereum hirsutum FP-91666 SS1, 705 nucleotides. RefSeq lists its product as uncharacterized. Bases 1 to 705 code for a protein of 234 amino acids. Lineage: Eukaryota; Fungi; Basidiomycota; Agaricomycetes; Russulales; Stereaceae. The transcript has 7 exons. The record is from RefSeq and is a predicted model, not a curated record.
AUGUCGGAAUCCAUAGAUAUCACUUCGCUCCAGACGCAAUGGCUAGUCACGAACUAUACGGUCCUCUCUGCAUCCAAAUCGACUGCCGGGACAAUAUUAGCGUCCGUAUCUGGCUGCUUUGAGCUACCGGAUACACAGAAACAUGCAGAUAUAUUCAUCCUUCUCGGCACUGUCAUACCGAUCGUCCUAGAGGCUUUCAUGCUUCUAUUACUGCUACUCAAGAUCGGUGGCCUUGGGAGAGAGAUGCGCAUGGUAGGACGAAGGAGUAUCGUUCAUGUUAUGCAGCGUGAUGGAAUCUGGUGCUUUGCGUGGGUCAUGUCCAUGACUAUCCGUCUGGAGAUAUUUACCAUUAACGAGCCAUAUUUCACAGGUAGCAUUUUCGGGAAGAAAUACCUCGGGCGGUUCAACGUCAUGGAUCAUUUUCAACGCUGUGACCGUCAUCUUCCAGACAUUGUAGCCGUAAACAACAUGGUGCUCAACCUCAGAGAAUUCAGUAGCGAGCGGGCGCCAUCGGGCCUAGGAGAAACCUCAAUUCCGGAACUCCAGUUUGCGGCGAAUCGAUAUCUUGGGAAUGUCGGGGCUCCGAUAGAGGCCAUUCCAUCCGAUCGGGCCAUUGGUGAGCUCGAUGUCGAAGUAGAAGAUGGUGGCGUAAGUGAGGUUAGCAUACGCGUCGAAGAGCUCAAGUCGAAUAGUACACAAAUGUAG